GUCGUGCUCGUGUUCACUCAUAUUGAAUUUGGGUAAUGUGUAGUAGAAUAAACUGAAAUGAUGUGCUUCAGCUUCUCAACAGCAUUAGCCGCACUAAAAGUCCACCAACGGAGCGACUUCACCGCCGCAACUCUAGAAGUAAUAUUCCAGUGUUGAGGAUAGCAGUCAGUCCACGCGAGUUGCUCUUGCUCGCGAUUAUAUGCGGGCAUGCCACGACUGCCGGCGCCACAGCCGGCCUCAACAUCAGAAGGUCAGCUACGGCCUUGCCCAGAGCCAAAGGGCGAGGGGGUGCUCUGGAAUUCAUGAGCCCGAGGCCAUGCGAAGGCCUACGGGCCCGCCCCUUCAUCUGAGCCAACCCAGGCUCCGCGAGCAAACCUCCGGCGGCAUCCCCUGGCUCGCCUGCUGAGGAUCGCCGCGGCAGCUAUCGCCCAGAGACGGAGCCAAAAAAUGCCGCCUCGAGUGGCAAUUUGUAAUGCGAGAAACGCGCAAAAUUGAGCAAAAAAUCGAAGCAAAACCUGCAAAAAGUGGCAAUUUUUGCGGUAUGAUAUAUUUUUUUUAGCACGACCUGAAUCCAAAACCUCUCAGUUUUGCUGACCCGCUCUAUACCAUCGUGAUUGGCGUUUUUCCAAAAAUUGAAUUUCUUCAUAUUUUUCACCAUAGCAUCGGCUCAAAAAAAUAUAUCAUAUGCAAAAACUGCCACUUUUCUUCUAGAAAAAUGGGAAAAAGUGAAAAAAUGAGAAAUCUCAGUCGCUUUUACGUAUAUGAUAUAUUAUUUCUAGCACGGGCUAGCGGCCAUAUUUUUCGCCAGAUCUAUCAUACCAGAAAGUCGCCAGUUUUGGAAUUUCGACAAGCCGCAAAAUUCUUGCAGAUUUUGCUGUCGAAAUUCACAAGGCCGGACCUCGCCGACCAGGUGUCCCGAGAGAGGUGUAGGGGCCUCCAAGGUGGUAUGAUAUAUUUUUUUUGCCCGCACGGAACGGCCAUCUUUUCGAGGCCAAAUAUGUGGCCCCUUUCCGCCCAUUCCCCCGGCCGCCGGCCCGAAGCCAGAAAAGGCAAGGGCGGCUCUUGCAGGCGCGACGGAGCUGCCGUCUUGGCAGGUCCGGGAAAAUGCAAACUCUGCUGGUUAGGUGGCGGGCGGGAGCUGAUCUCUCAGCCCACCGUGUGCCCAGAAAUGCAGACCCAUCGGGCGCAAUGACAUCACUGAAGCUUCUCCAAACCACGCAAAUUCGUCGCCGGAAAAAAAAAAUCGCUGAUGAAAUACUUGAGUUUUUCGACAAAAAUGUUGUGUUUUUUCCAAAAAAAUGACAAUUUUUCAUGGUUGAAUUCGCGUGAAUAUGAGUAUGAUAUAUUUUUUUCGUGCGAUAAUAGCAGUCAGUCCACGCGAGUUGCUCUUGCUCGCGAUUAUAUCGUCAAGGUAAAAAGCGAAGAGUUGCAUCAUCCUCGAUAGUUCCGCGAAGAAGAUGGCGCCCCCGGUGAAUAUUUCGGAGAUAAAGUUGACCGACAUCGACUUCCCCGCGGUCGAAGAGGCAACGAAUGCGAAAGUGGUGCUCAAGUACCUCCAGUUGCUGGAGGAAGAUGGGUAUGCAUUGCAAAAGUAUCGUACUAGUAGUAAUUGCAUUACAAAUUUGCUGAGCAUGUGAAAUGUAAUGCGGAUUUACCUUAAGAAGAAAAUUUGUUAAAUGCAUGAUUGCAAUACGACUACGAUACUUUUGCACAGGAUAAUGGGAUUAUGUACAAGGAGCUGUACCAGGCCUGCAAGGACAAGCUGAAGGCGCUGAACCCGAAAUUGUAUCAGCAUCACUUUGAUUGUUGUAUUCGCCAUUCUUUGACGAUGUGAUUCUCAUUGCUGAUGCUGAGAGGGCGUGGAAGUUGAAAGGCAGAAACUUGAACUUCAGUUGCGCUUCUUUAUUGCUUCCUCGUGCCUGUACAUCGUAUUCGUAUGCUCAUCAAUGUAUAUACCGAAUAUGUUGACGUCGCAGGUAUGCAAUUCAGUACCCACGAGCUACCACGGCGGAGGAAGAAGCAGCAGCAAACAACGACCUGUUCAAUUGGGAGAAUGAGGUCAAGCGCACCGACGAAAUGCUCAGGCAAGCAGGGAAAGCACAGGGUAUGACUUUUACUGGACGAGUUCUUCUCGUUGUAGAACCGAAGCUGUAUGUUGUACUUGUUCAUUGAAUAGGUGCUUGUUCAGCCUUCAGUUUAUUCGUCAUUAUUUCUGACUUGCAUGAUGAUCAUUUUCGGUCUAGUCAGUCUGUUGUACAUCACGUAACUACAUCAACGAAGGUAAAUCCGGCGGCGCUUUACCCGCCCCUCGGGGUUCUGACGGGACCGAUGUGGUCGCCCGGGAGAACGUUGCCAAUGACAAAUACGACGAAGGCCCGAACAAGACCAACGAGGGCUACGCGCGGGACACGACGAAGAUGAAGGAUUACUACCGAAAUUGGGACCAGGUGGAUGUGGACAAGAUGGAGCAGGAUAUGGAAGCGAAAGAGGAGGCGGAGCGGGAGAAAAACCGGGCGCGGCAGGCAGCGUUACAGCAAACCCAAGACUUUGAGCAGGACAAGGAGAUAUCAAAUGCAAAAAUGUCUGGGUCUGGAAGAUUGCAAGUUUGUCAUGCUUGUCUGGCGUGACUCGAGGUCGAGAAUCUGCGUUGCAUAGUCACGAAAAAGCCCUCUUAUCUGUCAUGCAAAAACGCUGUUUGCCAUGCGGAAUACGUAAGAAAUGGCCCCCAAAAAAUUUGUCAUGCGUAGCUGCGUAUUGCAGUGCGUCUAUCAUUCAUUUUUAGCAUUACAAGUUUCCACACCCAGACACUUUUGCAAUUCACAGGAGAUUAGACAGAUCCGCAACAUGUCGGAGGUGCAGCGGCAGCAGCUCGCGACCAGUGAGAAGGAAAAGGGUAUCAAAAUGAAAAAUCCCCCCUCCCCAUAUCGAAAGGGGAGUCUGUGAUGCUGUAUUUGCGUACACAAAUCAGCUUUGUCUUGCAGUAGAGCACUCCAAGCAGAUACAAAGCCCGGAAAGGGUGGCUUGAGGUAGGCACUUAGCAUGGCAGACGUCUGCUCCAUUGGCGCAGCAGCAUUACAAAUCGCCUACGAAAUGCGGCGUAAGCUCCGGCUUUGCUGUCUUGCAAGACAGACUCGAUUUGUGACCAGAAACCAGCAUCGCAGAUCUUUAAAAGUGCGUCUCUUCGAUAUGGCGAGGGGGGAUUUUUCCUCACAAUAAAGGGCAACGAGUCGUUUUACGCAAACGAUUUGGAAGAGGCGGACAUGUACUGAAACUUUGCUAGUAGAUGAAUUGGCCGAGAUUCUUCAUCCCUAGGUCAUGUCGAUGUGAUUUUUGAAACGCAUGGUAUUCAUCGUGUGACCAAGAAUAUCUCUUUCAGUGCCAAGAACAUGUACGGUCGUUCUUGUUUCUAGUUCUACGUCGACACCUGUAUCCCAGGUACUAUUCCCGCUCCCUUCGUUACCAAUCCGACGCUCCCGCUGUCCUCACCAACCGUGCGUUAGUUCGCCUGAAACUGCUCCGACCAAAGGAUUAUCAAAUGCAAAAAUGUAUGCAAGAUUUGUCAUGCAGAUUUCUCAUGAUCCAUCAUGCCUGUAAUGCAUGACCAAGCAGCACAGACUUUUAGAGGGGUUACUGAUGCACCUUCCGCAUGAGAAAUGCCCUGUCCGUGUAGCACAAACCGGGCCCCUCUUGCUGGUCAUGCAAUACAAAUUUUUUUAGAGUCCAAAAACAGCAUGACAAGUUGCAUUCUUCCAGACCCAGAGAUUUUUGCAUUUGAUAAGGAUGCCCGGUCCGAUUGCGACGCGGCCCUGGAACUGCAGCCGCGCUACAUGAAGGCGCUGCACCGGCGCGGGAAGGCCAACUACGACAUCGGGGACUUCGAGAGCGCCGUCGCGGACUUUCAGAGCGCGCUGAAAAUCGACCCGCAAAACGCACAGAUCAACGGCGACCUGCGGGAGGCGAGAAAGAUGCUCUUGCCGGGAUCUUCGGGGGCGGCAAAUAAAUCGUCCUCUGCAGCGAGUAGUACAACUUCUAAUAGUCGCGACCAGAAGAAGAAAAUGCCCAUCACGGAAAGCGCCCAGCCCGGGCAGUUCCGGCGCGUGCAGAUCACGGAGGGCAGUUCGUCGGAAGACGAGAGCGAUGAGGACGAUGAGAUAAAGAUCGAGAACGUGGACGAGGAUCCAGAGCCGGUGAAAGUCGCAGAUGAAAAGGUUAUGAAGUCAAGCCCCGCAAAAUCAAAAUCAUCCUCCACGUCGACUAAAGCUGCAGCAGUUUCCCAAGCUCCACAGAAGAUGAAACCACUUUUAUCCCCGGAUGAACACUUCGCGAACGCGGACGCGGAGUGCAAAGGAGGGAAUUUCAAAAAAGCCCAGCGCGAAUUAGACUGGUAUGUCUCUCGUCUCGAAGCGACGACCGGGAAGAAAAUUAGUUCGUUGAGCAAAUCGGACAAGUUUUUCGAAGUGGAGAAGAAGGUCCGGAAGGGUUUGCAGUCCGCCUGGGAUGAACAAGGAGGAAAAAGCAGUAGUAAAGCCGGCGGAUGCUUUCGCUCCUGUGGCAGUGUGUUGCCAUCGAGUGAGAUUUUUCGAGCUUUGUCCUCCGCCAGUUCUAGUUCAGCGUCAACAUCAUCUUCCUCGUCGUCAACUAGCAGUACAGAUUCCACAAGUACCUCCGCACCAAAGAAGUUUCAGCGCAUGCAGAUUGUGGAGGAGAGCGACUCGGACGAAGAUUCUGACGACGAAGCGAAGAAGAAGGACGAAAAUAUUAAACCCAAAACCAGUAGUACCGCCAAGCCGGAGGCGGAACCGGCAAAGCCGGCGCCAGGCUUCUAUCCAGUGCAAAAGUAGCGUACUAGUAUAAAUCGCAUUACAAAUCAGCGCAACAUUACAAAUCAAAUCUGCAAUGCUGUUUUACCUUAGGAGAGAUGAGAGAUUUGUCAUGCAUAACCGCAAUUACUUACUAGUACUACGAGUACGAUACUUUUGCAGUUCAUAGCUUCCAGCGGAUGCAGAUCACCGAAGACUCGUCCAGUGAAGAGUCAGAGGACGAGACGGAGGAAAAGAAAGUAAAACCCGCAGGAGCUGCUCCUGCAGCCCCCGCCACUGCAACUGCUGCAACAACCUCCGCCCCGGCUUUCCAGCGCAUGCAAAUCGCGGAAGUCAGCGACAGUGAGGACGAGGAGGACGAGGAACCGAACAACCAGGAAGCAAUGUCGCCGCCGAGCACCGAAGAAGAGUACAGCACGACGACGUCCGAGUCGAUUGUCAUCGUCGAUUAUGCAUUUUUGCAAAUAAGUAUCGUACUAGUCGAAGUCGCAUGACAAAUUUCCGUAGGAUGAGAAAUGCAACUUGUAAUGCUGCUUAACCUUAAGACUAGGAUUUGUUAAUAUGCAUGCCUACAAUUAAACAUAGAGUUAGAGCGCGAUACUUUUCCAAUUCAUAUCGAUCCGGCGGAGGUGCAAAGCAGCGAUGGUGGCGCGGAGAACCUUGGCGAACAAGAGGAAGAGCCCCAGUAUGUCAAGGUGAACGACGAGAUGUACCGAAAGUUGCCCGUGAUGAGCUGCUCUACCGCAGCUUCCACCUCCGCAGAAGCCGCGGAAGCCGCAGCAGCGCCCUCGGUCUCCCUUGGAAAACAAGGUACAGCAACCGGCCGCGACGAGGAUCCUUACCCGGACUUCAAGGUCGUUCCGACGGCGAAAGGGGUGGAAACCGGGAAGACGAUCGGAAAUGCGCUGUUCAAACAGGGCGAAUUUGAGGAGGCGAGGAAAGUUUUUGAAAAGUGUGUCUUCACGAUGACGAAAGGGAAUAAAGAUGAAACGUUAUCACCCGAGUCGGCGGUCCAGGCUUCGAUGCUUCUUUCCAACGCGGUAGGGAUUGCCAAAAUGUCUGGGUCUGGAACGAAGCAACUUCUCAUGCUAAAUCUGAAUCAUGUAUGAAAUCUGUGUUGCAUGAUUGCCAAAAGCUGCCCACUUGUGACCUAAUCGAGAGGCAGUUUCUCAUGCAGGAUAGGCAUGAUAGAGCGCUCACAGAAUCUGUCAUGCGAUGUCCUACAUGCCAGACCUCAUGAGUCCUGGAAAACCUGCAUGACAAGUUUGGCAUUCUUCCAGACCCAGACAUUUUUACAUUUGAUACGCGGCCUUUACGGCCUUGAAAAUGAAGGACUACAGCUACGCCAACAAGGUCGCCACCUAUCAACCGCAAAUGGGUCUGGGUCUGGAAGAUUUUUGCGAGAUUUGUUGUGCUAACCUGGCAUGAUCCUGAGUUCUGUAUUGCGUGUCCACGAAGAGGAGCUCCUCUUGCCUGUCAUGCAGAAACGCAGUUUCUCAUGCAGCACACGCAACACGUGGGCGCGAAAAAAUCUGUCAUGCUUGGCGGUGCCUUGCAGUGUGCUUUCACUUUACUGAAUUGCAUUACAACUUUUCAGACCUCCCACACAUAUUUGCAGUGCAUACCACCGACGCCUUACUCUUUGACGACACCAACACAAAGGCGCGGUACCGGCGCGCGCAGGCACGGUACGAACUGGGCGAAUUUUCCGCCGGCUUGGAGGACUGCGAGGUGGCGAUGAGGUGCUGCGCCGAAGCGGCGGGGCUGCAGGAACUGUUGGCGAAAUUCCGCUAUGAAAUGCAAAAAAUGUCUGGGUCUGGAAGAAUGCAGACUUGUCAUGCAUUUUUUCCAUGCCCCAUGAGGUCUGGAAUGCAGGACCUAGCAUGACAGAUUCUGCGACGUCUCUAUACUGCCUAUCCUGCAUGAGAAACUCCCUGCAUGAGAAACUCCCGCUCAGCCGGGUGGUAGCUAGGAAGUGGAUCGGGUAUCCACCUAGGGGUACCGGCAGAGGCUAAAUCUGUACUAACGCCCAGGUAUUGGCAGAGGCUAAAUCUGUUCUAACGCCGACCCGCCAGGAGUCAAAUGGUGCUACUACUAUGUUGGUCAAAAUAGGACAACUUUCGGCGAUCACGCAACACAGAUUUUUGUGUGACCCACAGGACGUAUCACAAAUUCCAUCCUCCCAGACCCAGACAUUUUUGCAUUUGAUAUCCGCGAGAAAGUGCCGGAGUUCGAGCCCGUGGAGCCGGGUUUCACGCGGUUGGAAAUCCAGGCGGACUCGGACAGCGACUCGGAUAGCGAGACGAGAAAAGUAGAGACGGGGAAACAGGAGAAGGUAUACCACAGAGACAGCGGCUACUUUUUGUGUUUUAUGAGUAGAUCGAGAUCUUUUUAAGACCCGAUGGGGGACUAUUCGUUCGCUACUAUUCUUUAUUUCACAUGUAGAUUCACAUUCCAUGAUUUCGCAGCCCGCCGCGGCCGCCAACAAGUCCGAAGAGCCGGCCAAAUUUGCGCCGCCGCAACGGACGACCGCAAGUUCGCCAGCCGACACCCACCUGGAGGAGUUUGAGAAGCUGAAGGCAUCCGGGAAUAAGGCGUUCUCCGAGGGAAAAUUGCAGGACGCGGUGGAGAAGUACCAAACCUGCAUCUCCUUCGCCACGACCAAGAAGAUCGAAUCGUCGAAAAUCGCCGUGCUGUACACGAACCGGGCCAUUGCCAACUACAAGUUGGAAAAGUACGAGGAGUGCGAACGCGACGCCGCGCAAUCUUUGGAGCUAAACAACGCGGCCUCUUCCACCGGUGCCACGCCCUCUGACCCGAAGGUGCGCGAGGCGGUGAAAAAAGCGGUGUUCAAACGAUCGCAAUCCCGGCUGAAAUUAGGGAGAGAACUAUCUGACGCUUUGCGGGACAUCAACCGCGUUUUGGAAUACCCGGGGAACAAAAACGAUUUUAUCGACGACGCAGAGAAGUUGAAACGGGAAAUUCUGAACAAAAUGGUCGAGAAGAAACGGGAGCAAGAGGCCGAAAAACUGGCUUCGAAAGCGGCAGUGUCCUCGAGUAGCAUCAAUACUGGCGGGGCCGCGUCAAGUACAGCAGGACCGGCUACCAGUCCCGCGACCGCAACAGGAGCUGCUGCGUCCUCACCCCUCACGCCCGGCGGUACAGCAGUGUCGCAGCAGGUGAAGAAGCACAGUUUCAAGACGCCGGUGAACGCAUAUGAUUUUCAGCGGACGAUGAUGUCUCUCCGUAACUACCCGAUCGCGCACGUGAGGCACUACUUGGUCAACUUCGUUCCGGCAAAAAUUGUGCCGGGCAUUUUCAAAAAGUCAAGUAUCGAAACCGACCACCUGAGCUUAGUCGUGAAGGCGCUGGUCACGAAAAAUUGUGCGGAGGAAGGAACUACAGGCUUAGCAGCUGCGAGUAGUGAGGAGAGCGAGUUUGUUGAUUACGACUUUCUCUUCGCUCUCGGGAAGACGCACAUGGCGUACCUGCAGUUCACCAUGCUGUCCGAUGAGGAACUGAAGUGGGUGUCGCAGAUUCUGGACAAAGUCCCGGCGGACCGCAGUGCGGAGGUGGAAGGAUUCAAAAAGAUGGCGAAGAUGUGAAGACAAUAAAGCGUUUUUAGAUCAUACAACUGGCAAGAUCGUGUUGAAUAUUCUUUGUCGUCAUGAACAAUGAUGCAACAGGAGCAGGCAGAGACUCUAUCCAUUGCUAAUUCGAAUUGCAUGAGUAGUGUGUUGUUCUUUGAUGAAAUCUUAAUAUCGAUUCUAAAUUCAGAAGAAUUUUUAUUUUCGUGUGGUUUUUUAUGUAGAACAAGCCUUUUUGUGCUUUUUUCUUGAUGCGAUGAAAUUUAAAUUUUUACUUGCUUGAACAGUGAAUGUGAAAUAAAGUAGUCCUGCUCGUCUACUUUCUUGACAUAGUGCGCCGCUUUGUUGCAGCGCUGGGGGAAAAACAAUGAUUAUUGAAUUUUCGUGAAUGUACACUGCGGAAAGUUCUCUACUUACAUCAUACCUACGAAGAGCCACGAAU
This is a messenger RNA of Amoebophrya sp. A120, 8849 nucleotides long. The record is from the annotation of a GenBank genome assembly. NCBI's taxonomy places the organism in Eukaryota, Dinophyceae, Syndiniales, Amoebophryaceae.